UAAUAAUUUUCCAUUUUCAAACUCCUGUUUACGAGGAUACCACAAAAGUAAUCUAACACAUUUACCUCCCAUGUAGAAAUUUCCUUAAGUUUCUUUACCAAAAAUUGAAUUCUAGUAAGAAUCUUGUAAGAAAAAAUGUAGGGAACUAGUUGGGCCCCGGGAUUCUCUGUGACGCUCGGAUCUUGUAAGAAUGAUUUUGUACCUGAGUUCUGGUAGGGACUUAGAUCUACAGAAUCCUGAAGAAUAAAGGAAUUAAUUUAAAUUUUUUAGUAGUAGCACCACAAUCCGAACGCUAUCAGACAAUCAAAAUUUGGCUGAAAAGACGUUAAAAAUUUAUUUUUUCUAAUUUUUAUAAUUUGUCAUCUGGAAAUCACCUUAGUUGUAGUAGGAACGGAGCCCUACAGGAUCCUGAAGAACAGAAAUGAUUUAAUUUUUUAUUAAUAGAAGUUGACUGGUUCGACAUGCCCUUAACAUUAUCGGAACGCAUGUUGAGCAGGACGCUAAGUAUAGUGUGGGUACAUACAUGUGCUGCUGUAGCAUUUGAGUGUUUAGAUAAAGUGAUGGUAACUGAUUUGACUAACAUUUUCAUUUCCGUGUAUAAAACUGUGAUUAUUUCGUAAUGACUUGCCUGAGAUUGUAAAGAGUAAGAAUAGAGAGUCUUGUGCGAGCUGUCGCGAAGAUCACUUGUCAUUUUGUGACAAGCACUUUGCGUGUUGAGCUUUUAAGAUUUGUGUAAAUUUCCAUUUCCAAUCCUUUGUAUAUUAAUUGGAUUGAAUAAAUGUCAUCAUAACUGAAAUCCUACAGUAUUUUAAUUGUAAAUCAAGUAAUUAUAAUUUUAUAUUAGAGAACAUUACAAUUUGAAUUUUGAAUAAUUAAUAUUAUGUGUAAUAAUAGUUGUAUAAAUAAUAUAAUAAUAAUAAUGAAAAUAAUAAUCUACUUGAUAAUCAAAUAAUAAGCUAGAGUAUAUACAAUGUACAUUAUUGUAACAUUACUGUACGAUUACUUUGACGCCGCCAUUUUAAUAUUACUGUAAUAUUACGUGCUAAUAGGGCAAUAACAUAUUACGUAAGAUUUUUAUAUAAACCUAAGAAAUGUAACUUUAUUACUAUGUAAUAAUAAUUUUUAACUAGAACACUAUAUUUAAGUACUACAGUAAUGUCGAUUUUAUGUAUAAAGCAAAGUUCUUGAUGUUAUGUCAUUAAAUUAUAAAUUUAAAUAGUUUUACUUUUAAAAAAAUUGAAUAGAAAAUUUUUUAUUAUAUACUACCGGAAUUGAUGACUAGAAUAACAGGUCAUAAUAAUAAUAAGCUAAUAAUUUUUUUGUAAUUCUGAAUUUAAGUUCAUAGUUGUAUGAGUAAUUUUGAUUGUGAUGUUGAAUGGAUUAAUAACCUAAUAGAUUGUUGACUCAGCUUGAUUUGUAUAAUUAUGUAUUAUAACACUUGUGAAAGCACUUCUCUGAAUGAUAUAAUAUAAAUUAGAUUAAUGGUAACUUCCUUCAGUCUUUAUAUCAUAAAUCACAGGAUGAAGUUUCUUACAUGGAUUUUUAUAAAUUUUUCGUGUGUGACGUUAUUAAAAACUGACGAUUUUAACGGAAAUGCUGAUAUUUACCAUGAUGACUUUGAUAACGAUUCAGAUGAAGCAGAUUCAUUUCCUGAAGUGGAAAAAAUCCUACGAAGUUUAGAUCAAGUAUCUUUGCCAUUAAAUAAUGAAAAUGUAGUUAUAAUAUUUGGAACAAGAAAUUCAAGAAAACAUUAUUUAAUUCAGUUACUUACGGAUAGUACAGAUUCACUAUUGUAUAAUACACAAGAAAAUAAUUGGAUUAUUCCAAAUACAAAUUUGAAAUUCUUACAAGAUUCAAGUCUUUUAAAUUUAUUAAGUGUAAAUGCAUGUAGUAGUAAUACAUUGUAUUUAGACUUUCCCACAUUUAAUAAUAAUGGAAAUUUGUUAAAUGAUAUACAGUCAAAAUAUUAUAUCUGGAAAAUCUUGUCUCAUGCCAAAUCUGUUAAAUUCCUCUUAACCAUUGAUUAUUAUAUGGAAGAUGAAUCAAUUAACAUUUCGGAAUUUGUAGAAUUAAUCAAUCACAUCAAUUCUUUUAUUAUAAAUACUGAUAAAUACAGUAAUAGCUUCUCUCUUAUUGUAACAGCUACAACAAAAAUUCAAAGCAGAAAUUACAAUAUUGAUAAUCUUAAUGAAAAAAAGAAUAUAAUAGAAUUGAAAUUCUUUUUGUACCAACUCAAGAUGAAAUAA
Leptopilina heterotoma is the source of this 2246-nucleotide messenger RNA. RefSeq lists its product as uncharacterized. The record is from RefSeq and is a predicted model, not a curated record. NCBI's taxonomy places the organism in Eukaryota, Metazoa, Arthropoda, Insecta, Hymenoptera, Figitidae. The coding region runs from base 1482 to 2246 and encodes 254 amino acids. The transcript has 3 exons.